GCGCUCUCGCCGCCGCUCGCCCUCUGUCCUGUCCCCCUCUCCUCACACACAUCCACACACGCACACCCUCUCCCCUGCCUCCCUCCCCGCGCGCCGCCCGCCCCGCUGGCCCCGCUCGCCCUCGCGCGCUCGGAAGGGAGUCGCGAGACGUCGGAGCCGCGGCCACGUAGCGCUGCGGCGGCGGCGGCGGCGGCCGAGGCCGGGUCUAAGGAGCGGCCCUGAGGACAGACGUUGGGCAGGGGGGAGGGGCCGGCCCGGCCGGCGGUUGUUACUCGAGCGCCGCGGCUGCAGGCCCCCCGCCGCAGGGAUGGACCGCCGAGGCGGCGGUCGGGGCGGCGGAGGCGGAGGCGGCCGGCCCGGAUAAUAUGCUCCAAGUCAUUGGCAGCUGUCUUCAAAAGAAAACUCUCUAAUGCUCCGCUUUUCCAUAAUACCAAGCCUUUUUGACUUAUGCUUUGGUGCUGCAACACUAGGAGAAUUGCACACAGGUUCCAGGAAUAUCUUUUUUGCAUUUGAGUGAUUCUUUGUGGAUGGAAAAAAAUUUGAGUCUUAAUAAUUGGUCUGUUUUAAAGCUAUUUCUCUGUAGUGUGAACUGCUUAAUAAAUUGGGCCAUUUACCAAUGAGCCACACAGCCAGUUCUUGUCAAGAGCUGGUUGAAAACUGUGCUGUGCAUGUAGCAGGGAUGGCACAAGAAGAUAGCCAUCAUGGUCAAGUGCCAUCUACUUUUUAUCAUGGUGCCAACCAAGAACUUGACCUGUCCACCAAAGUGUACAAGAGGGAAUCAGGAAGUCCUUAUUCUGUGUUAGUGGACACCAAGAUGAGCAAACCGCAUCUCCAUGAAGCAGAGGAACAGCCAUAUUUCAGGGAGACAAGAUCAGCAUCCGACGUGCAUGCUGUUAAAGAAGACCAGGAGAAUUCUGAUGACACAGAAGAGGAGGAGGAGGAGGAAGUCUCUUACAAAAGGGAGCAGAUCAUAGUGGAGGUAAACCUUAAUAAUCAAACGUUAAAUGUAUCUAAAGGGGAAAAGGGUGUCUCUUCUCAGUCCAAAGAGACUCCUGUUCUUAAGACAAGUAGCGAGGAGGAAGAGGAAGAGAGUGAGGAAGAGGCCACAGAUGACAGCAACGACUAUGGCGAGAAUGAACGGCAGAAGAAAAAGGAGAAGAUAGUGGAGAAAGUCAGCGUUGCACAAAGGAGAACGAGGAGAGCUGCCUCUGUUGCUGCAGCUACCACUUCCCCUACUCCCAGAGCUACAAGAGGUCGUAGGAAGAGUGUAGAGCCACCUAAGCGUAAGAAGCGGGCCACAAAGGAGCCCAAGGCACCAGUCCAGAAAGCUAAGUGUGAAGAGAAAGAGACUCUGACCUGUGAGAAGUGCCCCAGGGUGUUUAAUACUCGCUGGUACCUGGAGAAGCACAUGAACGUUACUCAUAGGCGCAUGCAGAUUUGUGAUAAGUGUGGCAAGAAGUUUGUCCUGGAAAGUGAGCUGUCCCUUCACCAGCAAACAGACUGUGAAAAAAAUAUUCAGUGUGUUUCCUGUAACAAAUCAUUCAAGAAACUCUGGUCCCUUCACGAACAUAUCAAGAUUGUCCAUGGAUAUGCAGAAAAGAAAUUUUCCUGUGAAAUUUGUGAGAAGAAAUUCUAUACCAUGGCUCAUGUGCGGAAACACAUGGUUGCACACACAAAAGACAUGCCUUUUACAUGCGAAACCUGUGGAAAGUCAUUCAAACGCAGUAUGUCACUCAAGGUGCACUCCUUGCAGCAUUCUGGAGAGAAGCCCUUCAGGUGUGAGAACUGUGACGAAAGGUUUCAAUACAAGUAUCAGCUGCGCUCCCAUAUGAGCAUCCACAUUGGGCACAAACAGUUCAUGUGCCAGUGGUGUGGCAAGGACUUCAACAUGAAGCAGUACUUCGAUGAACACAUGAAAACACACACUGGAGAGAAACCUUUUAUCUGUGAAAUCUGUGGCAAAAGCUUCACCAGCCGCCCCAACAUGAAGAGGCACCGCAGAACUCACACAGGCGAGAAGCCCUAUCCGUGUGAUGUGUGUGGCCAGCGGUUCCGCUUUUCCAACAUGCUUAAGGCGCACAAGGAGAAGUGCUUUCGGGUGACCAGCCCCGUGAAUGUGCCGCCUGCCGUCCAGAUCCCACUUACAACUUCCCCAGCCACCCCUGUUCCUUCUGUGGUGAACACACCCUCAGCCCCAGCCCCUCCAGUCAACAUGAACCCUAGGCCAGAGUGAGGACAGCUUCCUGCGGCACCUGGCAGAGAAGAACAGUUCAGCACAGCACCAUUAACAUCUGUCUCCUUGAGUGUGUUCUCCGGGAGGGGAGUUGCGUUCCCACAUGUGUGCUUGCAGAGCGGGAACUGGUGAGCAUUUCUGUAGCUGUCAUUGUCUUGGUGAAUCAGCAGAUCCAAGGGAAUGAACAAGAAGACUACCGUGAGCUCACAGAGGGAACUGUCAUCUAAACCAGGGGAACCACUGAACUAACGCCCAAUUUGCUUGCAUUUUCUGGUGACUUUUAUAAAUUUCAAAUACUCAGACUUGUGGAAUUUUAUAAUUUCAUAUCAGCUGAUGAGGUAUGCUUGCUUUUAUAUCCUGGACUUCUCCUCAAAGAGGGGAUAGGCCUGGUUUCCUUUGUACUAAUCGGGAAGGCUGUGAGAUUAAUCCAGAGCAUUAAUUGUAUCACUGUGUAUCGUAAUGAAUUCUUUUCGGCUUUUGGUGCUGGCUACAGAGUUGAGCUGGUCACGCAUCACCAUAUAUCAAGCAUUAUAAAAAAAGACAGAAAUGUUCUUUAUGUAGUUCUCCUAACACACUCUUUAUUUUACUACAGAAAUUAUUUUAGAGUUUUUGUAUAGACUUCUUUAGUAGUCUGUUUCUAAACUGAAAUGUAUUUCAAUAAGCGGUGUAAUUUUUUCAGUGUAGCUGGACCUAUGUUGUAAAAUAGAAAAAUUUUUAUAAUCAUCAAAAUGUGAUUCUUAAAAAUUCAUAUAACUUCUAUAGUUCAAAGUUAUUACAUCCGUACAACUCAAAGGUGCUUCAGAGACUAGAUGUAUCUGAGAGGGUCUCCAGACCAGGUUACUGCAAAAAGAUUUUGCUUUCAGAACUUUACGAAAGUUCUUGGUAGUAUUUGAUUCUCUGCCUAACACUCAUAUGUCUGCUAGGCUCCCUGACGUGCUCCUGUUCUCCGUGUUUCAUCUAGUUCAAUUAGUAUGUUAACUGAAAUGAUUUGCAGAGGGUUGGAUCCUGUUCCGGAAGUCACCUAAGAGCUUGCACAUUUUGAGUAAAGCUAUUCACCGUCAAGAAGAGGAAGUAGUGGAGAUUGUUUCAUCUCGUCAUGUCUGUUUCUCACUUCCCUUAGCAACUGUGCUCAUGUUUAACUUUUAUGGGAUGACAAAUUGAGUCCUGUAUAAUAUACUGCUCAUUUUGAGGUUGCUUUAUUUUCCUAGAAUUGUUAGGAGAAGAUAAAAUAGUAAAUUAAAAUCACAAACACAGUGUUGCUCAUAGUGACUGAAGAGAAAUGUGGAUGAGAACACAAAUUGGUCAUAAGCUUUAAAGUGUCUGUUGUAUCACCAGCUGUUCACAACUUUGAACUAUUCCAACACAGUUUAAAUUGUGCGGAGGGAAAACUCCUAAGUUUUGCUGGCCUGUCUUCUGCAGAUAAUUGUGAUACCAGCAUUCAUGGGUGAUAAAGAGAGCAGCACCUCCAAUACCCUGAUGUGUGCAGGCUACUUUCAAGUUUGGAGAACUUCAAAAGAGCAUGGUCAUUCGGGAGCUUGUUAUGGGAAAGGCUGAACAGAAGGGCUAACAUAUUGGUUUAAUUUAAAUGAUCCAAUUUAUCUAUAAGACCUGACUCAGUAUAGCUGAAAAUUUCUAGAUCUUCUUCUCUAUUUCUCUCCCUCUCUCUCUCUCUCUCUCUCUCUCUCUCUCUCUCUC
Choloepus didactylus (southern two-toed sloth) is the source of this 3928-nucleotide messenger RNA. RefSeq names its product zinc finger protein 652 (gene ZNF652). The record is from RefSeq and is a predicted model, not a curated record. Gene Ontology annotation, molecular function: RNA polymerase II cis-regulatory region sequence-specific DNA binding; DNA-binding transcription activator activity, RNA polymerase II-specific. The transcript is spliced from 7 exons. The coding region runs from base 617 to 2233 and encodes 538 amino acids. Gene Ontology annotation, biological process: regulation of transcription by RNA polymerase II. Gene Ontology annotation, cellular component: nucleus. NCBI's taxonomy places the organism in Eukaryota, Metazoa, Chordata, Mammalia, Pilosa, Megalonychidae.